Molecule: messenger RNA, 15412 nt
Organism: Sciurus carolinensis (gray squirrel)
Lineage: Eukaryota; Metazoa; Chordata; Mammalia; Rodentia; Sciuridae
Exons: 2
Coding region: 10955-12022 (355 amino acids)
Source: RefSeq, a predicted model, not a curated record
UGAGUGCCCCCUUCCCCUGCACCUCGGGGCGGCGGGUGGGGGAGGGGCGGGACCAUUGUCCGGAGGACUGGACAGUUGGUCACUUCCCUGCCCCCGGGGUGGCGGGAGCAAAGGCCCCGGUGGUUCUGCACAUGCGUGGCAGACUUGUAACAGGGAGGUCACAGGCCUGGUGGACGGCUGCACUCAGAUCUGAUCCACCCUGCUGAGUCUCAGGCUGCGGUGAUAACAGUGCGGAAAGCAAACACGGGCGGGACCUAAGUCCAAUAAAAGGCUAGAGGAGCAGGGACACAAGGGCCCUGCUGUCCUCCCGGAAGUGUCCAGCAGGAUGCUCCCAGCCUGCCAGGGGCUGUGGCCACACAGUGAGGGUGGAUGGGAUCAGCAGUACCCAGGCUGCGAGGCCAGUCUCUGGAUGGCACUAGGCGCCCUGCCCACCGGGUCAUGACCCGAGCGCUCUGCCCUGAUGCAGGGGUUAAGAGCACACUGGGACCCCCAAGGCUCCCUGUGGCAAUUCUGGACUCCAGCUGAACGAGGAGCUGGGGAAGCCCCUUGCCAGGUCUGCCCAGCUGAGAGGGCAGGAUAAGUCCUGGAGUCCCUGCCCGGCUCCACAGUGCUUGCUCAGGGGGGCAGGUGCGCACAGCUGCCGCAAGCAGCCCUGGCACAGCCCCAGGACCAGCCAGGCCAGCUCCCUGCCGCUGCCGGGGCCACCUGAGGUGGAGGGCGGAUGGGCCCUGCCAGGCCCAGGGUGUGUCUGGAGAUGUGUGGAGUUUCGUGGGGGUGGCGGGAGACAGAAAGCAGCUCAGCAUUCCAGGGAGGAGGCUGGCCCUGCACAGACAGACACGACAGCCUGCCUGCGGCCACAGGGGCGGCACGUCCUGCCAUGGGCCCUCAGACCACAUGCGGAGGGAAGCGGGGGGUGGACAGGGUGACCGGAGAGCUCAGGGGGUGCUCUGCACUCAGUGAGCUGCCUCUCCAAACCCGUUUCCUGUUGUGGAAAGCAUUGGUGACGUGUACGUGGGCACCGUGGUGGGGCACGUCCAGCCUGCUCCCUGGGGCGCCUGCUGGGCUGCAGUGGCGUUUGGUGGUCCGCUGCAUCGUGGCACGUUAGACUUUCCUCCGUUACUCUCAGAACUCCCCAAGCUGACGCGUCUUGUUUUAAAAUGCCACUCACCUCUGUGCCACAGAGCAUCAGGGGAUGUGAGGGGCUUGGCCAGCCCUGGGGACCCAGAGUCUGGGGGCUUGGUGGGGAGGUGGGUGUGACCCUGGCGUCGGCCCCUGGGCGGGAGACAGAGCGAUGUGGGAAGAUGGAAGCACAGGUUGGUAGGACCAACCUGGCCCCGGGCAGGCACCGUCCAGCCUGUCACACGCUGACACGGGAGGUGAUGCCAAGAUGCUCCCGGGGCUCCCCAUGCUGUGACCAUGGGGUGACCAGACCCCAGGCACCCGAGACUGAAGGGCAUCCAGCUGGGCCUCCUGCUGCACCUCAGCCAUGGGGCCACCACCCACCAUCGAGGGGAGGGUCGCCAGCACCUGAUGUGGGCAGCAGAGAGCCCGGACCUUGCCUGCCCCUCACCUGCCCCUGGUCCUGGGGAAGGGGGAGGACCAAGAGGACACAGCGGCCCCCACCCAGGCUUCACCCCUCCUCCAUCCCAUCUGUGCGCUGAACAGGCACAGGCUGGGCACUGACUGCCCAAGACUGGAAUCAGGCCUAUCAGGCUGGGCAGGGGGUGGAGCCCCCCACAGCCACCUGGCCACCAGGCCCCAGGAGGGAGACUGGCCCUUGUGUAGCCCUGCAGGGCAGAGCUGGAUGAAGCUGGAGCUAGAGGAGGGCGGCCCUGGACGCGAGGUGGACAGAGGAACAUCAGGAGGCUGAUGGGAGCAUGGCCCUGGGUGCUGUCCUCUCUCACCUGAGGCUUGUUCUCCCACUGGCUGCCACAUGCAGGUGUCCACCAGCAGACGCCAGCACAGGUGCAGAUCGCCCUGCGGCCCUCCACGGACUCUGGCUCUGUGCCCAGGGGGCUCACGUAGAGGUAGAGUGGGGACAGCAGCGGCCUGCCGCAGGUCGCGGUGGGAUGGACGCACUGACGCACUGAGCCGGGCUCGCGGCCCAGAGCAGGCACGGAGCCGAGUAGCAGGCAGGCGACGUGCCCGGGCGGGGCAGACAAGCCAGGAGGGCCAGGUCUGCGGCUGCUGCAGCCCUGGGCGAGGGCGGAGCUGGGAGCUGGUGGACCCAGGCCUGCGCCCGCCAACGGCUGAGGACAGGUGUGUCAUUCCCGGCAGACAUAGAACUGCCCGCCUGGGCUCCCUGCAAGAAAGGGCAGCCCUGGGACCCAGCCCGCUGCUCCAGCCCAGCAGGAUCACGCCACCCGACCAGCGGGGAGGGGACCCGGGAGGCACCCUGCACCUGGCCCCACAUCACACGACGGCUGCGCUCAGUCUCCGGGUGAACGUCGCGCGGCCUCACCACGGCCUGCCACAGCCUCGUGGCCGGAGCGCCACUGGACUGGGCCUGUCAAGCAGAUCCAUCUCUGACCAGCGAGACCAAGUGGAGCAAGUGGGGAAGUCAAGAGCUUUGAGAGACGGUUGAAAACCUCUUCCUCACCCUCAACCACCUUCCCAGAUUUACGUGAGAAAGCUCCCCCUCGAUGCGGGGCAGCCGCACAGCCCCUGCCUGCCUGGACCCGGCAGAAGCCCGUCCGAGUCAGAAGGCAGCUGCGACCUGGCCUGCGGCUCUGGGCUCGGUUGGGGAGGGCAAGGGUGUGGGGUGAAGCCGUCCUCCCCGGCCUCAGAGCCAGGCCCCGCCACGACACCAGCCUGGCAGAGACCCUCUCCCGCCGGGACCCAGAGCAGCCGCCUCCAAAAAGAGGCCACCAGCCAUCUACAGGGCGUGCUGGGUCCCAGCCAGGUUGGCCAGGCUCGCCAUGACACCCGAGUUCCUGUUUUAUCCGCCCACCCUGCGGUCCCCCUUCCCUCUGUCAGCUGACCCGACCCUCUAAAUGCCCACCCUGGCUGCCCUGCCCGAGGGUCCUGGGUCCCUCGCCAUUUUUGAUCCAGGCUGGGAAAGUUGGCCCUGCACCCUCUGGCACAGGAAUGUGCUAGAAGACUGGGAUCCACGCGGCACGUAGGCACAGGUAUGGGCACGGCCCCUCCGUGACAGGGCCGUCCAAGUGGGCUCUGAGCAUGCUCCCCUGGCCGCCCACACGUCCACCUCGCUGACAGCUCGUGGGCUUCCAGGGGAAAAGAGCCACGUUCCUGGAAUGAAACAGCCCGAGCCCCUGCCCCGCCCGGCUCGCCCUCACCCUGGCGCCUGUGCCCUUCAUCCCUGUGUCCUCACUAACUUGCCACAUGCUUUACCCAGGACGCCCAUGUACUGUCCCCAUCACGGAUCCUCCUCCUCUGUCAGCUCAGCCUCUGUGGGCCUCCCCAGUUCAGCCUCCUCCCUUGCCUCCAUGGCACCUGGACUCGCCUGGACGCUGGGCGUGGGUGUGGUGAAGAGCCUGCCGCUGCAGCUCGCAGGGCCUGGGCUCGGGUCUCGUCUCCCGUGGAUGCCAUGGGGCGGCACAGGCGGUGCAGAGGAAACAUCUCCUCAUGGCAAUCGCAGCCCCACCUGGACUCGAGAGUCAGCGCCUGGGAGUGAGCCCAGGGCACCCUAUCACUGAGCUACACCCCCAGUUUUUUUUAAUUUUUAUUUUGAGACCAGGUCUUGCUAGGUUGCUGAGGCUGGCCUCAAACUUGUGAUCCUUUGGCCUCGGUCUCCUGCUUGCUGGGAUUACAGGUGUGGCCACCACUGCCAGCAAAAGUCAGCACUUUGAAAACCAGGGCUGAGACGACCGUCUGUGUCUCAGGUGCUACCCUGGUGCAGUGACCACAGACCUGUCAGUGCAGCAAGACGCAGUUAAUUGGCUCGCUGUGAAAUGUUAAGGGGUGAUUCAGCAGCAAGUCCCCUUCCCCAACUAGAAUAUUCAAUAUGUUUCAGAAAAAAAUCUCAUCUGGCUGAGAACCGAGGGCCCGGUCACUCUUCUGUGGCCUAGCCGCUGGUGCAGCACUCAGCUUCCCUGAGCCCACUUAGUUCCAGCAUCUACCCAGGGAACAAGGACAACCCCGGCCACACGAGGGACGCGCUCAGCCUCCGCGAACAGGCAGGCGAGGGCGCUGGCCGAGGCCGACCCUGCUGGCAGUGGCGUGGCCUCCUGAGUGGCCGUGGCUUGACACGGGUGAAUUCAGUGAGGACAGUCGGGGGCAGCGCGCUCUCCCGUGGGCAGCGGCUCCUGGCGAGCACGGGCACGUGGCCCUCGUGAACAGGACGUGCUCUCCUGGCCGAGCGUGCCUCACCCGAGGGGUCACCAAGGAAGACACCAGGGCGGUCAGCAGGAGGCUGCUCCCCGAGAAUCAGGGGUGGGUGAUCAGACCGGGAGGCGCGCGUCCUGCCCUGGCCCCUGAGGGCAAGCCCGCCCAGCACCUGAACCGGGCCGUCGGCAGCCCAGCAGAUGGCCGCCCAGGUGCAGACUCAGUGAUGCACGGCAGCGCCAGUCGGGUGGGCUUCUCUGCCCCAGCUGCAUACGCCCACGGGCUGGGAGUGUCUGCAACGCCCACAGGACCAACGACCCCCAGAUCACGCUCAGAGCAACCUGCUCUCAUCUCCCUUGGGAGGAGGACGUGGCUGGCAGCGUGCGUGGAGGGGACGUGCCUGCCCAGGAGGACACCCAGAUCAGACCCUGGUGCCAGCAGGUAAGACCACUGAAGCACAGCAGCUGGCCCGAGGGCUCGGCAGAGUGCACCCCCUCUCCUGGGCUCCCAGCGAGCUCACGCACUGUGUCCUGGAAGGAAGUGCAGGCCACUCGGGCCCUGCAGGGCAGCAGGACCAUGCCAUGGCUGGCCGGGUGCCUGCAGGAGCCAGCAGCCAUGUCCAGGAACAGGCCUAUUGACCGCUGGACAGCUGUGGGCGGCCCAGGGAGCAGGAGGCAGACCUAUGGGAGCAGCUUAGGAGCUUCAUGGCCCGGCAGCCUGACCCUGCCGAGGACAGCUCCGGUGGACAGCUCUGGUGGCAGCUGCUCAGAGCGCGUGGUGACUGACCCCAGCGCCCAGCAGGGGCCUGGCCUGAAGAAGACAGUGGUGCCACCUCUGCAGGGACACGGGAGACAGCCCCGUUCCUCGAGACCACCGCCACCUGUGUGCAGGGCUCUCGGGGGCCACGCCCCAGCCAGGGCCAGGAGGUGUGCUCUCAGGGCAGCUGCGGUCCAGGGACGCUGUGGGGCUGAGGGCAGCAGCCAGGCCCUGAGGUCCAGGGACCCUGUGGGGCUGAGGGCAGCAGCCAGGCCCUGAGGUCCAGGGACGCUGUGGGGCUGAGGGCAGCAGCCAGGGCAGCUGCGGUCCAGGGACCCUGUGGGGCUGAGGGCAGCAGCCAGGGCCUGAGGUCCAGGGACCCUGUGGAGCUGAGGGCAGCAGCCAGGGCCUGAGGUCCAGGGACCCUGUGGAGCUGAGGGCAGCAGCCAGGGCCUGAGGUCCAGGGACCCUGUGGGGCUGAGGGCAGCAGCCAGGGCAGCUGCGGUCCAGGGACCCUGUGGGGCUGAGGGCAGCAGCCAGGGCCUGAGGUCCAGGGACCCUGUGGAGCUGAGGGCAGCAGCCAGGGCCUGAGGUCCAGGGACCCUGUGGAGCUGAGGGCAGCAGCCAGGCCCUGAGGUCCAGGGACGCUGUGGGGCUGAGGGCAGCAGCCAGGGCAGCUGCGGUCCAGGGACCCUGUGGGGCUGAGGGCAGCAGCCAGGGCCUGAGGUCCAGGGACCCUGUGGAGCUGAGGGCAGCAGCCAGGGCCUGAGGUCCAGGGACCCUGUGGGGCUGAGGGCAGCAGCCAGGGCCUGAGGUCCAGGGACCCUGUGGGGCUGAGGGCAGCAGCCAGGGCCUGAGGUCCAGGGACCCUGUGGGGCUGAGGGCAGCAGCCAGGGCCUGAGGUCCAGGGACCCUGUGGGGCUGAGGGCAGCAGCCAGGGCCUGAGGUCCAGGGACGCUGUGGGGCUGAGGGCAGCAGCCAGGCCCUGAGGUCCAGGGACCCUGUGGGGCUGAGGGCAGCAGCCAGGGCCUGAGGUCCAGGGACCCUGUGGGGCUGAGGGCAGCAGCCAGGCCCUGAGGUCCAGGGACCCUGUGGGGCUGAGGGCAGCAGCCAGGGCAGCUGCGGUCCAGGGACCCUGUGGGGCUGAGGGCAGCAGCCAGGGCCUGAGGUCCAGGGACCCUGUGGAGCUGAGGGCAGCAGCCAGGGCCUGAGGUCCAGGGACCCUGUGGGGCUGAGGGCAGCAGCCAGGGCCUGAGGUCCAGGGACCCUGUGGGGCUGAGGGCAGCAGCCAGGGCCUGAGGUCCAGGGACCCUGUGGGGCUGAGGGCAGCAGCCAGGGCCUGAGGUCCAGGGACCCUGUGGGGCUGAGGGCAGCAGCCAGGGCCUGAGGUCCAGGGACGCUGUGGGGCUGAGGGCAGCAGCCAGGGCCUGAGGUCCAGGGACCCUGUGGGGCUGAGGGCAGCAGCCAGGGCAGCUGCGGUCCAGGGACCCUGUGGGGCUGAGGGCAGCAGCCAGGGCCUGAGGUCCAGGGACCCUGUGGGGCUGAGGGCAGCAGCCAGGGCCUGAGGUCCAGGGACCCUGUGGGGCUGAGGGCAGCAGCCAGGGCCUGAGGUCCAGGGACGCUGUGGGGCUGAGGUCCAGGGACCCUGAGAGGCUGAGGGCAGCAGCCAGAGCCCUGCUGCUGGGUCUUUACUUUCUGUCCUUGAAAAAAGCUUCUCUAGAGACACAGGAAAACCCGCCCCAAAGCUGACCGAGGCUGCAGGGGCCAGAGCACAUGUCCCAGAGCCAGACGCCAUGAGUCCUCGCCGUCUUCGAACACCGUAAAGCGACCCCAUGUCUGCGGGCUUGGGCUGCUUCCAGGGCAGACACGGUCCUGCCAUUGAGAACGGCCUCGGGUGGACACAGUGGAAAGGAACGUCACUGGACUCAUGCUACACCCAGGAGAAAGCACCUGGGGCGCUGGCUUCCUCCUCGCUCUGGCCCUACGGGACCACAGGCUGGCUGGGAACCAGAGUGCAGCCGCACCCGCAGCACCACAAGCAGCCUGAGGCAGGGGCAGCCCUGCCCAGGACGCCAGGCCCUGUGCGACUCCCUGCCCGCUCUCCCCUCCUCUGCACCUCUGGGCCCGCGUGUGAAGGAGGCAGGACACACCCUGAGGGCCUGAACCGCCUCCUCUGCUUACCAUGAUAUCAGAACAAACACUGCAGGGUGAGCACGUCCUGGCCGGGUCAGAGCGGCCUGGCCCACCAGGCGAACAGCGGGACAGCGAGCCCCCACUGGGGCUGCCAAGUGCCCUCUGCAUCAUGGACUCUCAGAGCCAGAAGCCACCCAGCGUCAAGAGCCCACGCCCAUCCUAGAGGGAGGCGCCCUGCCCUCCCCUCCAGACACAGGUCCUGUGCUCAGAGUGGACCUCUGACACCCAGCCCCACUCAUCCUCCCAGCAGAACAAAGACCUGCAGCCAGGCUUUGACCAGUUCUGCAAAAGUGCCACGCUCAUGGGUGAGGCCCCUGCCCCUCAGCUGGGCUUUCUAAAUUAACUUCUUGUCCCAGGUCGGCUGGUGGCACAGAGGCUGUGACACAGCUGGCGGCAGUGUUGGGGGCCAGGCUUGCGACACACACUGCCGGCCUGCCCCAGCCCUGGGUGGGGACAAGGUGGGCACAGGGGCAGUGGGAGCCCAGUACCUGUCUCCCCACAGAGGGAAAGAGGGGCCGGUUAGUUUAGAGGUCUCAACGCUUCACAGUAAGAAGGUCCGCUGGGCACUCAGGGGCAGGGUGGGGGGCAGCCUGGCCCAGGAUGGCCGGGGGUGCUCUCCUGCCACAGGUCCCCCUGCCCAGCUGUGGGCAGAGGAGCUAAAAUACUGAAACUCAGGGUGGACCCUGCCGGGCUGCAGAGGGGAUGCAGCUCCCCACCGGCGCCUGACUUGUCUUCGUUCCCACCAGCCAGUGUUUCCCUGGUGGGCAGGGCGCCCGGCUUGGUGGCAUCCUGUCAGCUCGCUGUCUCACCAGCAGUGAGGCCGCGGGACCAGGGCGGGGAAGUGGAGAGUGCGUGGAAACCGAGGGGCAAGACGCGAAUCGGAAGCCCUGCCGGAGGGGCCGGCUCAGCAGCAGACUCGACCCUGGGGCUGCCCGCAUGGGCCUGAACCCUCGCCCCACCCUCCGCCCUUUCGGUUUGGACGACAGCAUCUUGGGGAUUCGCUGAAGGACUCUGCCCAAGCUGACCCAGGACGUGGCGCAGAGACCCCGCGGGCCCAGGCACACGCCCUUCCUCCAGAGCCACGCUGCCGUGCCUGUCCCGACAGCAGCCACCAGAAGAGCAGCUCCAGGCAGUGCUGUGCCCACUGCCAUCUGCACACGAGGGCACGUGUCACGUGGUGGCCCAGGCCAGCUCAGUGACUGAGACCCCUUGGCCUCCGUGUCUGGCUCCCGGGCCUCCGAUGCCCAGGCAUGUCCAGAGGCCUUCCCAGGACGCUGUGUGCAGAGACCAUGGGAUAUGUCCCCAGCCCAGGCAGCAGGAGACCACAGCCUGCUCUGAACAGGCAGCACGCGCCCCUCAGUGUCUCUGUCGGGACUUGAGACGCCUGUCCAAGCGUGGCAUGCCUCCCAGUGUCCACCCACAUACACGGCAACUCCUCAGCCUCAGUUUCCCUAAAGGGAAAAGAAUGUCUUCAGUUUUACAAAAGAUGAAUGAGGCUCCACAACAGCUGGGUGAGGGCUGGUCCCAUCCACAGAGCCACAGCCCGCACUGCAGCCAGCAGCCCUGUCCCCUUGCCAAGGGUGAGUGCCCACCCGCACUGCUGCCCUACCAUCGCGCUGUCAGGGCACCAGGUCUGCCCAGGACCCUCCAGCGGUCCUCCCUCCCGUGACGCCCGGGGGUCCUCGUGGCCAAGUCUGUGCUGUGUCCAGACUCCUGGCUGAGAGGCAUCUGCCCUCAGGGCCUGCCACACCCUCCAUGGCACUGCUGCUGAGUGUCCUAAACAGCACUGGCCUGUCCUCCCAGGAGAGGCCACAGAGCGUGGGCCACAGGCAGGUGCCGUGCUUGGGAAGGACGCUGUGUGAGCUGAACCUGAGGUGGUCAGUUCCUAGCAACCUCACGCAUAGGAGUGUCCAGCUGCCACCUGACUAUCCCCAUCUGCGAGGUGGGAGAGCUCCGUGGGCGGAUGCAGCUUUGUAGACAGCAAAGCUCUGAAUCUGGACAAGGGUCGGGACUCCUGAGCCAGGCAGAGCUCAGGAAGUGCCAUGCAGGGUCCUCCUCUUCCUCCAGAGACCCCGCCUCAGACCGCAGCAGGCAGGGUGGAACAGGCAACACGGGAGGUACCUGCUCCACACCUAGGUGUGCGAGUUCAAGACUGAGGGAGACUCAGCCCCGUGGUGCCUGGGGCCUCAGGCGCCUGCAGCAGGUGGCUCCUGGGGAUUACGGCUUCCUGGAGAGCCGACUCCAAAGAAGCUUUGUGCCACCUGACUCAAAGGCAGGAGGCAGCUGGGCUUCCAGCAGAUCACUGGCAUGUCACCUUGUCAAGGGGACAAUUAAUACCAUGCAGCUGGUGGCUCUGCUGAGCUCCUUAUGUCUCAGGGUGGCCUUGCUAUGUCAGCGCACGGCUCUGAGGGCCAGGCACUGCUAAGCUCUCAUCUGUGUGGGGGGACACCCACAGUGCUGGCCAGGGGACACUACCUGUUCUUGGUGAAUGAUGACAUGAAUUAAAUCAGACAACGGCUGUGGGUAAAAGUUCAUUAACUCCCGGUCCCCGUCCCGAGCCAUGGUGGCUUCGGGGAGGGGGAAAGACUACGUGAAUUUCACUCAGACGAAGCAUCUCCAUGUACACCGCCCACCUCACCACCAGCACACCCGGCAAGUGACCCAUGAGUGACCAUGGGACUCACCCUCAGCCACAGAGCACAGCCAGGAGCACCACUCAGAAUAGACGUAGUAGCUUCUCAUUUCUGCCACGGAGAUCUGCACAGGCUGCCUGCCUGCCAUGGCCGCUCUGCUCUGCUCACAUGCUGCCGCCCGGCAGCCAGAGCUCGCCACACUGGACUCUGCCCCUGCGGCCCAGGAGGAAGUGACCGGCUUUCUACUUUCCUCUCAGCCUAACCAGGAUGGAGCACUCAGGGGUGACUGCUCUGCAAAGACCCAGAGGCUCGCUCUCCACCUGUGUUUACACGUGGAUGCCAGGGACCACGUGCCUGCGGGUGGCUUCAGGAAAGGAACAAUCGAGCCAUUCUCGGUGGCUCAAGGACACUGCUGGGACAGGCAGGCAGGCGGCCUGGAGCGGCUACACUGGACACAAGAGCAGCUUGCCGGCCACCGCCUCCUGCACCUGGCAAAGCCCCGCACGCAGUGGAGCCGUGCUUGUUACCGCAAGGAGCCAGGCAGGGGUGGGGGCUCACGUGCCACCCCGCCCUCUCCAGCCUUCCUUAGAGAUGGGGACUUGGUGAGGAAGGCCCUGCCCGGCGUGGGCCUGGGCACACUGCUGGCCGCCCCCACUUGUUCUGCAUCCCAGGCAGUUGGCAUCAGGUCAGUGGGUGGAAGGACGGCUGGAGUCCGAGGCAGGGAGGGCCUGGAACCCAAACCCGAGCCCGCCUCUUUUAACUCUCCUGGCUGUUUAGAACUGUGUGUCCAUCUUACGAGGAGGGUUCUAAGCUGUAAAUACAACAGCUUCUCCUGGCUUCAUUGAAAGUUGGCCCUGAGAGUUGCAGAGCCGAGCAGCGCCCUUCCUGUGGGACCUGAGCCCCUGCGGGCUGUGCUGUUUCUGGCGUCAGGGUGCAUGUGGCGUGGAGGCCGACAGCGGGGCAGGCUCCCCGCCUCCCUCUGGAGGUGCCCACGGCAUGCACUCUGGCUGCCGGAGUUCAGCCUUACAGCCACACUGUACCUGGGUCGCGUCUUCUGACGGCGUCCCACCCCAGAGGUCCUGUUUUCCAUGCUCGACCCAAGGAAAACGGCCUUGCUGCCCAGCAGAGGUCUGUCCAUGCAGACAGAGGCCAGCUGGGGCAGGACACACAGGUGUGCAGAAGGAAUCGGGCAGGAAGGAGCCAGGCCAGCGACUGCUCUGGGAACAUGGCAGGUGGACUCAGGGAAGUGGCAGGCCUGGCCCGAGGCUGCAGGAGACCACGUCCUCUCAGGGCCACACGCUGUCCAGUGCCCCGCGUCACUGUACCCAGAACCAUGCAAGAGGUCGGUCCUGAGAGCCGGCAGGGGGUCUUGCGGAGGGGUGGUCUGCCCCGACAGGUGUGCCCCUCCCCGGGCUCCAUACCCUGGCCCACACCCCAGCACUGCAGGCUCCAGAGGACCACACCUGCAGCCACGGGCUGGCCCUGCGCUCGCUGAGGCUCGGUGGACCAGCGUGGGACUCAUACAGGGCAGGGCCACUCCCAGGGGAGGCCAUCUGCUCGGAAUCAAGGCAGGAACGAGGCUCCUCCCGGAACCACGGGCAGGGCCCAGGGCGCACAUGCUCCGUCCUGCGGAGGGUGAGGUGCUCUACUUAUUUGAUUUUGCAGUGGUGGGGCUGGAACCCAGGGCCUCACUCAGGCUGGGCGAGCCCUACCACCCAGCUGCGCCCAGCCCAGUUUCGAUUCUUUACUGCUCGCUGGAGAGUCUCGCUGAAAACAACCUCCUCAUUAACGUGGCUGCAGCAGCCCUGCCCCCCGGCCCAGCACACUCGGCCCUGGGCUGGACGGAGGCCCAUCACCCUCCUGCCACCGACGGCCCUGAGCGGGGGGCCCGAGGUGACCUGCCCUCGCGCAGCUGGGUGUGCGCUGCACCUGGUUCCUGCCCUCAGGCUUGGCUCUGCCAGGUUCUGCUGCAUGCGUGGCCCAGCUGCUACCACAGCUUGAGGGUGCCUGAGUGGACGGCCACACCCAAGGGGAAUGCUUCCCCAACCUGCGGCUCCCUCCAGCACAGGUCCACCCAUGUGGUGGUCCUUCCACCAACACCCUGUACGCUGGCACUCUUGGGACUCCAUUCCUCACGUUGCCCCACACCCCUGUGAAGCGAGACUCGUGCUUCAAGUGUCUCAGCCAAGCUGUGUCCUGUUACUGUCCACUCACCGGCAGAAACAGCUUACCACCCACCCGAUGCUGUGAUCUGUGUCCAAGCUGCUGCCCACCUGCCCUGUCCCUGCACUGAGCUGCUGCCCACCUGAACCACCGUCUACCUGCCCUGAACCUACACUGAGCUGUCCCCACCUGAACCGCUGUCCACCUGUCCUGCACCUGCACCGAGCUGUCCCCACCCCAAGUCCCAGAGGCAAACCUUUGGCCCAUCCACGUCACAGGGCCCACAGGCGAGCUGCAGCAUGGUCAGACUCGCAGGCCUGGGCCCGUCUGCUUGCUCUGAUGAGGCUGCUCAGACCCCUCCACUCCCUUCCAGAUGCAGAGUGUUCCCUGAAGGAGGAAGCCAAGCCUUGGGGAGGGCCUCCCAGCUGGCCCGCUGACCCUCAGCCUGACCCCCUGCUCCGGUGCCCUCCAGAUUCCUGCUGCCCUGGUCACUUCCAAACAACUUCCAACACUCUCUCCUAAAAUUCUGCAUGUCAAAGCCCAUAAAAAACAGUCUCCGACCUGGUGGCACCCAGAGAGCCCCCUUGACCAGGGCCAGGAGGAGGACAGGGACACUCCUCCAUCCAGGGCCUCCCCCAGAGGAUUCUGGGGCUGCUUCUCACAGACUGACCACAGCCUCCACUGCUGGACCCACAGGAUGCUUCUCAGCCCUGCUAGGACACGCCAGAACUCGUCAGAGGCCUGGUCCCGGGACCCGCCCAGGUGGGCCUUGGGGCUGUGUUCAGCUCCAGCCCUCAGAGCCAGAGGCUGCCGGGCCCCUCUGUGGCCUAGAUGCCGAUGACACCCACGUGCCCUCAGAAGCAGUAUCUGCGGCCCUUCUGGGUGUCCAGGCUUCCCACCAAGUUGCACUCACCUCCUCCCGGGAGCCCCUCCCUCCAUGCCUGCCCCAGGCCAGUAACUGGGAAGGAAGCACAUCUGUGGCUAUCCCUCUGGCCUCCUGACCCUGUCAACACAGAAGGAAAGGACUGAAGGGCACCAAGUCCCAGCAGGGGGUGGACAGAGGGGUCCCACAGAUGGACCACCAAGUCCCUAUAGGGAGAUGGACAGAGGGGCCCCAACAGAUGGGCUCCAAUGCCCUGGACAUCAAUGCAGGGUGGACAGCACUGCAGCCCAGAGAUGGGGACACAAGACUGAUCAGGCCUGGAACUGCAGUCUGCAGUGUGGCCCAGCCAGGCAAGCAUGCAGCCCCACCGGCACCUGGAGGUGUGGCCCACCAGGCCUGUGGGAGAUGCAGAGCCUCAGCCCUCCCAGGGCCCCUGGACAGAAGCACCUCCGGGGGCAGUGUGGGCUCUUGAAGUCAAGCAGCUUCAGGAUGCUGGGGACAGGGACGGGAGCACACCUCUUGCCAUGUCACUGUGGUCUCCAGCACAGGUUCCUCACCGGUGUGGACACCAGCCAAGGACAGGGAGGCAGAGCUAGUGUCUGAAGUGAAAUGUCUCUGGGGUCAACAGGACGGCAGAGCUCUGGACAAGCGCCAGCUGCCCCUCGACCUCCCACAGAGUGGUCAGAGCUUACUGCGAGUGCCACGGGCAGCCACCUUUGUCCCUGUGCACAGGACCAGCAGGGGCAGUGUCCUGGGGUCCUUUCAUGGGGGACACCUUGGUCCCCCUCCUGGAGCCCCUCUGUGACGUGGUCUAUGGCCCAGAGGUUCAGCCUGGAGAGAGGGGGCGGCACGGCUGGGCACCCUGGCAGUGCCAGGCACGUGGCAGGUUCGCCUGGCCCAUGCUGCGCCCUGAGCUGUGCCAGGCACACGCUGGGCACAGUGGGGCGUGUGGAGAUCUGGCAUCUUGGCCCCAGAGCUCAGGCUCAGCCUGUCCAGCAGGCAAUGUCCUCAGUGGCUGAGGUGCCAUCUGCACCCACAGGGUGGGGUCUGCCCCUCUGUACCCCCUUGGAGAGUCAUCGGGCAUCCCUGCCACCCCUUGGGCUCUGCCACCCCAGGAUGGGGUCAGCCCCAGUGUGGCUACCUCCCUGUCCACCCUCAGGUGCCAGUCAGAGCCUAGAGGCUGCCUGAUCCUCCCCAAAAGGCAGGGGCUGUGGGGCUGGCAGUGGCCCUUUGCUCCUGAGUCUGUGGGUCAAGAGCCGGGGACAGAUUCCACCCUGAUACCCCGGGGACAUGUGUGUGCCUGAGGUCAGAAGCUGCGCCCAAGUGCCUGGCAACUGCCCCUCAAUCCCAGGUCCCUGGGGAGAGGGCUGUGCCCGCCGGAAGCAGCAGGAUGCAGGGCAGCAAGGCUGGCUUCCGCCCCGGCUGCUGGCAGGCCUCACCCCCCGUGGCAGUCGGUGCUUGAACGCCCCUGAGAGCUGCGAGAACCCAGUUGCUGGCCCCAAGAGAGCCGCUGGGCAGGGGGCCGCUGUGGGGGACCUGGUGCAGCCUGCCGAGGCUCCACUCCGCCCUCCCACCCCUGGCCUAGUGUCCUCCACGCAGUUCCCCACACAGGCACUCGGAGACCAGGUCCUCAGGGCGCCGGGCAAAAGCAGACCCAGAGUGAGCGAAUGAGCGGGACCCGGGUGGCCCAAGCCAGCCCCCAGCAGGUCCUCACUGCGGUCUCAAGAGUCCUGCAAGCCGCUCACAGUUUCCAAAUGUGAACAAAAUACCACGGGGCGGCACCUGCCCCUGAGGACACGGGUGCCCGUCCCCUUGCCCAGGGACAGGCCAUCCCUCCCACCUCACCUGGUUUCCGGCGCCCGGGGGCUCCUCGGCGCUUCCUGGGCAAGGACCAGAAGCGACGCACAGGCCCCCGCGGGGCUCCCUUCUCUGCCAUGGAGUCGGUCACCCGAGGGUUUUGGCGAAGCAGAGGCAGAGGCCACUCCAGUCUUGAGGACGGGUGGCCGUGGUCAGAUGCACCCGUGGUCCACCACCUUCGGGUCUUCACAGCUGGAGACGGCAGGCGCCAGCAGCCUGCGGAGGCUCUGGGUGCUGAGGCCAGGCUCCUGAGACCUCGGCUGUUCCACGCCAGCUCCUGGCGCUGGCUGCCCUGUCCUCAGGCCCCGCAGGCCUCCUGCAGCCUGCCUCGAGGCUGGGCUGUGCCUCACCUGGCAGCGUGGGACGAGGGAAGCGGGCGCUGCGAGGUGGGGCAGCAGGGGCGGCUGUGCCCGCCCAUCUGCUCUUGUGCUGGACGCUUCCUUCCCCAGACGGGCUGCGUGGACCCAGCUCCACACCAGGGAGUCGCUCAAGCCACAACACCUUGCAGGCCUCAGGAAGUCUCAAGUUCAAACAAACAACUACAAACCCGGAGGAAGGGAGGGACAGGCUGCCGGCUUUUUGAAAUAAACCGGGAAGUUCCGCCGUCUGUUUCUCCCGUUGGCUGUGGAGCUCCCGGCGAGAG